AUGCUGGGUCUCAAUGGCACCCCCUUCCAGCCAGCAACACUCCAGCUGACGGGCAUUCCUGGGAUACAAACAGGCCUCACCUGGGUUGCCCUGAUUUUCUGCAUCCUCUACAUGAUCUCCAUUGUAGGUAACCUCAGCAUUCUCACUCUGGUGUUUUGGGAGCCUGCUCUGCAUCAGCCCAUGUACUACUUCCUCUCUAUGCUCGCUCUCAAUGAUCUGGGAGUGUCCCUUUCUACACUUCCCACUGUGAUUUCUACUUUCUGCUUCAACUACAACCAUGUUGGGUUUAAUGCUUGCCUGGUCCAGAUGUUCUUCAUCCACACUUUCUCCUUCAUGGAGUCAGGCAUACUGCUGGCCAUGAGCUUGGAUCGCUUUGUGGCUAUUUGUUAUCCACUACACUAUGUCACUGUGCUCACUCACAACCAUAUAUUGGCUAUGGGUCUGGGCAUCCUUACCAAGAGUUUCACCACUCUCUUCCCUUUCCCUUUUCUGGUGAAACGACUGCCCUUCUGCAAAGGGAAUGUUUUGCAUCACUCCUACUGUCUCCAUCCAGAUCUCAUGAAAGUAGCAUGUGGAGACAUCCAUGUUAACAACAUUUGUGGGCUCUUUGUGAUCAUUUUCACCUAUGGUGUGGACUCAGUUUUCAUCUUGCUUUCCUACGCAUUAAUCCUGAAAGCCGUGCUGGUCAUUGUAUCCCGGGAACAGCGGCUCAAGGUACUCAACACCUGCAUGUCACACAUCUGUGCAGUGCUGACCUUUUAUGUGCCCGUAAUUGCUGUCUCCAUGAUUCAUCACUUCUGGAAAAGUGCUCCACCUGUUGUUCAUGUCAUGAUGUCCAAUGUCUACCUGUUUGUACCACCCAUGCUCAACCCUAUCAUCUACAGUGUGAAAACCAAGGAGAUCCGCAAAGGGAUUCUCAAGUUCUUCCAUAAAUCCCAGGCCUGA
This is a messenger RNA of Symphalangus syndactylus (siamang), 945 nucleotides long. RefSeq names its product olfactory receptor 51I1. The record is from RefSeq and is a predicted model, not a curated record. NCBI's taxonomy places the organism in Eukaryota, Metazoa, Chordata, Mammalia, Primates, Hylobatidae. Gene Ontology annotation, cellular component: plasma membrane. Gene Ontology annotation, biological process: G protein-coupled receptor signaling pathway. Gene Ontology annotation, molecular function: G protein-coupled receptor activity; olfactory receptor activity.